CCAAUCGGGUGCUCCCGCGAACACCGGUGAAUAAACCGCUCCACCAAUCACCAUCAGUCAUCACCGCCCCACCCGGCUGCGUAGCCCCCUGCUGAUCCGACAUUUUACCCAGCAAAAAUUUGCCGCGCCUUUGGAUUCGCACCCGCGGCAGCAACGAGCUGGGAUUCGAACUCAUGGAGGAGGAAUCCGCACGACCGGUCAGGUUGAUGAACUUCGUCUCCGAGGAGCAGUUGGAGGAAUCGAAGAUAUCGAGGGGCGAGAGGGUUGAGGAUGGCACUGCCCAGAGAGAUAGGCCGCUCUAUGAGAUUUUGAAAGAGAACAAAGACAAGCGUGAUGCAGAAUUCAACGAGCGCUUCAAGCAUAGACCGCCCAAAGCUUUGGAUGAAGAUGAAACUGAAUUUCUUGAUAAAUUGGAGAUGUCGAAGAGGGAAUAUGAGAGGCAGAUGGCAGAUGAGGAAGCUCAACAACUACAAAGUUUCCAGGAUAAUCUGACUCCAAUACACGUGUUCUUUUUCAGGCCGCUGUGGCAGCACAAUCAAAUGUUGUGCAUGAGCUUACAGAACUACCGACUCUUCCUGUGGUUCUUUGUGGCUAUUGAUAUUAUACCUUUUGGUCUGAAGUUUCUUCUUCUUCUUCUCCUUCUUUUUGGAAUUGAGAGGGAGGCGUUUUGGGAUAAUUACCAAAAAAAAAUCCUAAACCUAAGGAAGAUAAAAAAGUUGGAAGGAAGAAUCCACCAGCUCGCCCAUUGGGUGUUGUGAUAAAAGUCAAACCGCCGGCAAAGAAAGCAAAGAUUGAUCGUCAGAGUUCUGAAGAAUAUACAGACACAAGGAAAACCUCCGGUGACAUUGGUGGAAAAACUUCGGACCUUGUAAAAACACGUAACAGUGAUGGUGCUAAUGAGACCCAUGGCCUCCCUAUAUCUUGUCUUGUUUCAUAUAGUGAUGAAAGCGAAGAAGAAACAGACUAGCUGGCAAAAACAAAGGAAGUGACGAAAA
This is a messenger RNA of Syzygium oleosum, 995 nucleotides long. RefSeq lists its product as uncharacterized. NCBI's taxonomy places the organism in Eukaryota, Viridiplantae, Streptophyta, Magnoliopsida, Myrtales, Myrtaceae. The record is from RefSeq and is a predicted model, not a curated record. Bases 174 to 758 code for a protein of 194 amino acids. Gene Ontology annotation, cellular component: nucleus. The transcript is spliced from 8 exons.